AGACAACGAGCAUUACUGUAGUCACGAGUGCCUUGUUUAAAAUAGAGCAGAAUUCAUUCGUCUCCCAUUCUUAAACCCUAAAUCAUAGCCUCCAUCAUCUCCUAAAACCCUAAACCCACUCGAAGAUGGAUUCCGAGGGUCUAAACACAACCACCACGGCCGGCCACGAGAAGCGGCCAACGAAGAUCAGAUUCGAUUACGACGACGAGGAGCAGCAGCAGCAGCGCCCGGACCAGGACGAGACUCUCACGGAGAGCUCGAAUCUAGAGGUCGAGGAAGACACCGCCAUGUGUGACCCCUCCGCCGAUGACGACUCCAUGGCCGGCGACGAUAAGACCAGCGCCGAUUAUUACUUCGACUCUUACUCUCACUUUGGUAUUCAUGAAGAAAUGUUGAAGGAUGUAGUUAGAACUAAGACUUACCAAAAUGUCAUCUAUAAGAAUGCUUUUCUGUUCAAGGAUAAAGUAGUCCUUGAUGUGGGUGCUGGAACUGGGAUCCUUUCUCUAUUUUGUGCAAAAGUUGGUGCUAAACAUGUUUAUGCGGUUGAAUGCUCUACCAUGGCUGAAAUGGCACAAGAAAUUGUGAAGUCAAAUGGUUUCUCAGAUGUUAUAACCGUUAUCAAGGGAAAAAUUGAAGAGAUUGACCUUCCUGUUGCUCAAGUGGAUAUUAUAAUCUCUGAGUGGAUGGGAUACUUUCUGCUGUAUGAGAACAUGUUAAAUACAGUACUCUAUGCUCGUAAUAAGUGGCUUGUUCCAAAUGGCCUUGUGCUUCCAGAUAAGGCUUCUCUGUAUUUGACAGCAAUUGAAGAUGCUGACUACAAGGAGGACAAGAUUGAAUUUUGGAACAAUGUAUAUGGUUUUAACAUGAAAUGCAUAAGGAAGCAGGCAAUGUCGGAACCUCUUGUUGAUACAGUAGAUAAGAAUCAAAUUGUUACCAACUGUCAGUUACUCAAGACGAUGGACAUCUCUAAGAUGGAUGCAGGAGAUGAAUCUUUCACUGCUCCUUUCAAGCUUGUUGCAGAACGUGAUGAUUACAUCCAUGCCCUUGUAGCAUAUUUUGAUGUAUCAUUCACCAGGUGUCACAAGUUAAUGGGCUUCUCUACAGGGCCAAAGUCACGAGCCACACAUUGGAAGCAAACCGUUCUCUACCUAGAGGAUGUCCUAACCAUUUGCCAAGGGGAGGCCUUAGUCGGGAGCAUGACCAUUUCACAGAACAAGAAGAAUCCCCGAGAUGUAGAUAUUAUGCUCAAGUACUCGCUAAACGGUAGCCGUUCCGUUGCCUCAAGAACCCAAUAUUACAGAAUGCGGUGACAAUUGUGAGUCGGCACAACACCAAUGUAUUGGCAAAUUCAUGGCGUCUUCUCGCCAUAGAUUCUGCACUUUCAGCGACAUCAUUUUUGAAGCAAAAUUGCCCCUGUUUACUUCUGUUCCCCCAAAAUUGUUAAAAAGAUCCUGCAAUGUCCUUAUUAGUAACUUGAUUUUAUUUUCAACUUCUUUUCUUUUUUUUUCCUCGAUUUAUUUGAAUUUUAUUACCCAUUUUUCCUUCGGCCGUGUUUGGGUGUUUGUAUCUGUGUUGUGGUUGCCAAAGCAUAUACAGCUUAAUGUAGUGAUCUUCAGUGAA
Messenger RNA from Ipomoea triloba (trilobed morning glory), 1620 nucleotides. RefSeq names its product probable protein arginine N-methyltransferase 1.2. Gene Ontology annotation, molecular function: protein-arginine N-methyltransferase activity. Gene Ontology annotation, biological process: peptidyl-arginine methylation. The transcript is spliced from 9 exons. Gene Ontology annotation, cellular component: nucleus. Bases 126 to 1310 code for a protein of 394 amino acids. The record is from RefSeq and is a predicted model, not a curated record. Lineage: Eukaryota; Viridiplantae; Streptophyta; Magnoliopsida; Solanales; Convolvulaceae.